GUCGCAAAACCUCACAGGACCACCAAUUUCAUUGGAAGACAGAUACAUUCAGCAAACAUGUCUAAAGUUUCUACCUCCCAAGUUAGAGAGCACGUUAAGGACAUCCUUACCUACUCCAACGAGACCAAGAAGAGAAACUUCUUGGAGACUGUUGAGUUGCAAGUUGGUUUGAAGAACUACGACCCACAGAGAGACAAGCGUUUCUCUGGUUCCUUGAAGCUUCCACAAGUUCCAAGACCAAACAUGUCCAUCUGUAUCUUCGGUGAUGCUUUCGAUGUUGACAGAGCUAAAUCUCUUGGUGUCGAUGCCAUGUCUGUUGAUGACUUGAAGAAGUUGAACAAGAACAAGAAGUUGAUUAAGAAGUUGGCCAAGAAGUACAACGCCUUCGUUGCUUCCGAAGUCUUGAUCAAGCAAGUCCCAAGAUUGUUGGGUCCACAAUUGUCCAAGGCUGGUAAGUUCCCAACCCCAGUUUCCCACAACGAUGACUUGUACGGUAAGGUCAACGAGGUCAAGUCCACCAUCAAGUUCCAAUUGAAGAAGGUCUUGUGUUUGGCCGUUGCUGUUGGUAACGUUGAGAUGGAGGAGGACAUCUUGGUCAACCAGAUCAUGAUGGCUGUUAACUUCUUGGUCUCCUUGUUGAAGAAGAACUGGCAAAACGUUGGUUCUUUGGUCAUCAAGUCUUCUAUGGGUCCAUCCCACAGAUUGUACUAAGUUCAAAGAGCUGUGCAUGUUUUAAUAGGAUUUUAACUUAAUGCGUUAUGUC
This is a messenger RNA of Williopsis jadinii, 763 nucleotides long. It is a transcript of the gene RPL1B, whose product is annotated as 60S ribosomal protein uL1. The transcript has a single exon. Gene Ontology annotation, cellular component: large ribosomal subunit. The record is from RefSeq and is a predicted model, not a curated record. Gene Ontology annotation, molecular function: structural constituent of ribosome; RNA binding. Gene Ontology annotation, biological process: translation. NCBI's taxonomy places the organism in Eukaryota, Fungi, Ascomycota, Saccharomycetes, Phaffomycetales, Wickerhamomycetaceae. The coding region runs from base 58 to 711 and encodes 217 amino acids.